AUGGGAAGCACAAGUGCUGUCAUCUAUAAUCUACAGCUCAACAAUACCCACUGCUUUAAAUCUCUUAAUUCAAACACAAAUCAUAGAACUUCUCUGCAUAUCCAGCAAGGAAGACCCAAGUUGGGUGUUUCAUAUAGGAGGGACUUCAAAAAGUUCAGCAGAGUGGUGUGUUUUGCUGUUGAAGAUGUCACAGAAAAGCAACAGCAAUUGGGUGGCGGCGGGAUUAGUGGUGUUGGUUCAGCUCUUGAGGAUAGGCCCGGGGUGGUUGAUGGUGUAAGUGAAGAUACAUUUCAGAAUGAUGACCCAGAAAAUGGCGGAAGUGCUCUUUAUAAUAUCCUUUAUCCUAAUAAAGAGCUCCUUCCGGAUGAUAAAGAAAUGAGUAUCUUUGAUCAUUUAGAGGAGCUGCGUCAGAGACUCUUUGUGUCAGUUUUGGCAGUUGGUGCUGCUAUUUUGGGAUGCUUUGCUUAUUCAAAGGAACUUAUAAUGAUUCUUGAAGCUCCUGUCAGAACGCAGGGGGUUCGAUUUCUUCAAUUAGCCCCUGGCGAGUUUUUCUUCACAACUUUAAAGGUUAGAAUAAAUUCUGUAUUCUGUCUUCAGUAUUAUACGUCUGCUCAUAGAGAUCAUACAUUCCUUUUAUAA
Ilex paraguariensis (yerba mate) is the source of this 639-nucleotide messenger RNA. NCBI's taxonomy places the organism in Eukaryota, Viridiplantae, Streptophyta, Magnoliopsida, Aquifoliales, Aquifoliaceae. The record is from the annotation of a GenBank genome assembly.